GGAAAAAAUGUUGUUGCAGAUAUUAUGGAGCCAAAUAUAGAAACCACAGCUAUUGGUUUGACUGUUACAGGCGAUAUUGCAUUUGGGAUAUUACCUUCUGCAGCAGAAGAUCCUGAAUCUGUUUUCCCAUCUCGAGACAUUGGUAGUUUUGGCGACAGCCCUGCGUACGAAAUGCCACCAUUUGACUUAAGCCCAUUUGGGAAUGAAUCGGAAUACAAUGCUUUCAAUCCGUUUGGAGAUAUAACCUCAGUGGAAGAUGGGCCAACAUUGAACUGCUCAGAACAAUUGAAAUUUUAUAACGAAAUAAAGACAUAUUUUUCACCGAGUCAAAUUAUUGUGCCAAUCAUUUAUUGCGUUAUUUGUCUUGUUGGAUUGAUCGGGAACGGGCUGGUUAUGUUCGUCAUUAUCGGAAGUAAGGAAAUGACCAAAUCUGUUGCAAAUAUUUAUAUUUUAAACCUUGCCAUAGCCGACACUUUGUUUUUGGUAACGCUUCCAUUCAGCUCAACACAGCGUGUAUUGUUGUCUUGGCCUUUCGGUGUGGGAAUGUGUAAGAUUGUCGAAGCAAUCAAAUAUCUCAACUAUUUUGCCAGUAUAUUCUUCUUGACAGCCAUGUCGCUGGAUCGAUAUUUUGCUGUUGUUUACGUCGUCACAUCAAGCCGAUACAGAACAAAUAGGAAUACAUUUUUUGUAUGUUUGCUGGUUUGGCUUCUGUCAUUUGUAAUGGUGAUUCCAUUGCUUAUUUACACAAAGUUACACGGACAAAUGUGUGCUCUUGUUUUCAACACGAACGAUUUCUCAGAAUCUGACGUUGUAUCUGAAGAUUAUAUUGAAUACGAAGAUGGAGAAUUGUGUCCUGGAUAUUAUUCACCUGACUAUAUUACUGGUUAUCCAACAAGACACUCUGAAGGCGUUUCUUCCGGAGAUCGAGAUUACCUAGACAUGUCGUCUUACAUCAAUGGAUCAGCAGACAAUAAUUUUCUGAUGUGCAAGCAUCCCAACUCUCCCACAUUCCAUAUUUUCAUUGUAUUUACUUUCGUAAUUGGAUUCAUAGUACCAUUCACUGUCAUAACGCUUUGUUAUGCCAUGAUCGUCGUGAGAUUACUACAACCUUCGGAGACAAGAAGCCGUUCUAGACAGGCUGAGAGGACACGCAGGAAGGUCACAAGAAUGGUGGUUGCUUUAGUCGUUGUAUUUUUCGUUUGCUGGCUUCCGUUCUACGUUUGGCAUCUCGUGCAGAUUCGAGGCAUUCACGUCAGUAUGGCUGUCUGCAGCCACGUACGAGACUUUACUUUCUGUCUUUGUUUUGCCAACAGUUGUUUGAAUCCUCUUCUCUACACGUUUCUCGGACACAAUUUCCAGGAGAGAUUGCGGAAAAGUAUAGCAAUGUCGCUACGUUCCUUCACUUUUACUACAUUCACACGAUAUACAUCGCAUACUUUGAGUCGUGCAGACACUGGAGGUUUCAGUAAGAAAAUGGAAGCAACAAAUCACUCCGAACCUCCGUUGGAAACGACCAAUCGAAUAAACAUCAAUCAACUUACUCAGGUGCCCGAAGAAGAGCCUUGUCUUGCCAACGGAUGCGAUACAAACGGUAACUUACAAUGCAAAGUUUAAUUGCCGGAAAGAUUUGACUAUAACAAUACACAGUUGUCACUGAGAUUGGCGCCUUCGUUGUUCCGUCCGCGAUACCACAGCCUGAUGCCGCGCCCGCAGUCAUGCAGUGAUGAUGACUCAUAUCCGAGAGCAAUUGACGACACAACAACAAGAGGGGUCCAUGAUAUUUUUGUGCAUGCAAAAAACAAUCCGGGUUAUACCAGAAAGUCGCAAGCAUACGCUUGACAAAAAAUUUGGUAUUGGGAAUUUCGACUGUGUCAGCUAUAGAUUUAAGAGCAGACAACAAAGUCAUUUGAAGGACAGUUCAAUUGAUUCUCAAUUUCCAUUUCUAACUGAUACUACAUUCCCAUGAGUUGUAAAUGAAUAUUUUCGCGGUAACGAACAUUAAACAUUUAAACAGGCAGCCACUCCAACGUAUGAACCCAAUGGGUUUAGGUCGUGAUGUUAUCGACUUGGAAUCACCGGCUUACUUUUAGUUUUGAAGCAUCGACAAUCUUUUUCCAUUCCAUGUUUCAUUUUUUAAUGCAUAUUAUUUUUAUCUUUUAAAUAUAUGAUCGAUGUAUAUUCGAUCGUGCAUGUGCCAUGUACAUCUGUCUUGAUGAAAAAACUGUUUCAAACAUUUUUUCUUGUCUUAUGCGAUCGCAUAACUGUAUAACUUUUUGUGAACCUAUGAAUUGCUUAUUAUAACAAUAUAAUCGGAAAUACUAUUGUUAGAACUUAAACGGUAGUAUGAUA
Molecule: messenger RNA, 2349 nt
Organism: Styela clava
Lineage: Eukaryota; Metazoa; Chordata; Ascidiacea; Stolidobranchia; Styelidae
Product: somatostatin receptor type 2-like
Biological process (GO): chemotaxis; neuropeptide signaling pathway
Cellular component (GO): plasma membrane; neuron projection
Molecular function (GO): neuropeptide binding; complement receptor activity; G protein-coupled receptor activity
Source: RefSeq, a predicted model, not a curated record